CGCCGGAAGCUAACACCGUCACGAGAGAGAAUCACACUCAUCAGUCUACGGUUUUCUCUUCCGCGGUUCGAAGCAUGCCUGAAUUGGAUGAAGAUGGUGCGAUUUGCGCUGGAUCUGCUCAUAUAUCGAGGUCUCAAAGCUUUGAGUUCAAUGAAGAUCCCGCUUUCUGGAAAGAUCACAAUGUUCAGGUUAUUAUAAGAACUCGUCCACUUAGUAGUUCAGAAAUUUCUGUACAAGGCAAUAACAAAUGUGUGAGGCAAGACAAUGGUCAGGCAAUCACUUGGAUUGGGAAUCCAGAGUCUCGAUUCACAUUUGAUCUCGUUGCUGAUGAGAAUGUUAGCCAGGAGCAGAUGUUUAAAGUGGCUGGAGUGCCUAUGGUGGAGAAUGUUGUGGCUGGUUACAAUAGCUGUAUGUUUGCUUAUGGCCAGACUGGAAGUGGGAAAACUCAUACUAUGCUUGGAGAUAUCGAGGGAGGAACACGUAGACAUAGUGUCAACUGCGGGAUGACACCUAGAGUUUUUGAGUAUUUGUUCUCAAGGAUCCAAAAGGAAAAAGAGGUCCGCAAAGAGGAAAAGCUACAUUUCACUUGUAGAUGCUCAUUUCUGGAGAUAUACAACGAGCAAAUCCUUGAUUUAUUAGAUCCAUCAUCUUAUAAUUUACAGCUAAGAGAGGACCACAAGAAAGGUAUUCAUGUUGAGAAUUUAAAGGAGAUUGAAGUUUCAAGUGCCAGAGACGUGAUUCAACAAUUGAUGCAGGGUGCUGCAAACAGAAAAGUAGCUGCUACUAAUAUGAAUUGUGCAAGUAGUCGAUCCCACAGUGUAUUUACAUGUAUCAUCGAAAGCAAGUGGGUAUCUCAAGGUGUAACUCAUCAUCGUUUUGCACGGCUUAAUCUUGUUGAUUUGGCUGGAUCUGAAAGGCAAAAGAGUUCAGGAGCUGAAGGUGAACGCCUCAAAGAAGCAACCAACAUCAACAAGUCUCUUUCUACAUUGGGGCUUGUGAUCAUGAAUCUCGUAAGCGUUUCCAAUGGAAAAUCAGUCCAUGUUCCUUAUCGAGAUUCGAAGCUCACAUUUCUGCUUCAGGAUUCUCUUGGAGGGAAUUCAAAGACAAUUAUAAUUGCUAAUAUUAGCCCAUCUAGCAGUUGCUCAUUGGAGACCCUAAGUACCUUGAAGUUUGCCCAGCGUGCCAAGCUUAUUAAGAACAAUGCAGUUGUCAGGAAAGAUGCAUCUGGAGAUGUUAUUGCUAUGCGGCUUCAAAUUCAACAACUCAAGAAAGAAGUAACAGACUACGAAGUUGCACUUGUUGGUGCUUUCAGAAGAGAGAGGGAAAAGGACGCUGCUUUACAGGCCUUGGCUGCUGAAAAUGAGGCCUCAAUGAAGUUGUUGCUAGAAGCUUUUGACUGGAAACUCAUGCACGAGUCAGAUUCCUCCAUGGUUAAAGAAGAUGGUAACAUCAGCAAUAUGUUCUGCUCAAACCAGAAUCAGGAAUCAAAGAAACUUUCGUCGAUCCAAGAUGAGAAUGAAUUCCUCCGGAUGCAGGCUAUUCAAAACUGGGCAGAAAUGGAAUCUCUUCAGAAGACGUUAAGUUUUUCACUUGAUGAGAAAGAGAGAUUGCAAAAGCUUGUUCUCAAUUUGUCUAAUGAACUUGAGGGAAGAAUAAGAUCCUCAGGCAUAGUUGGUGAUGAUGAUCAGAUGGAAGUUAUAACAAUGGUUCAAGCCAUUGCAUGUGCUAGUCAAAGAGAAGCUGAAGCUCACGAGACAGCAAUCAAGUUGUCGAAAGAAAAUGAUGACUUGCGCCAGAAAAUAAAGGCGGGUCUCGGGCUGAUGCAAGAAAGCCUAGGAACGGUACAAGAGGAGAUGCAGCGGGUAAACACUGGUAUCGACGACAAACUUCAACGGAUGGAGGUAUCCUUUAAACGUAUGUUGGAAGAGACAGUGAACCAGAUGCGUGAACUCAUCGUGACCAGCCGAGAGAGCGGUACUAGCACGAGUCGGGUACAGCGGCAGGCGGAAGAGCAACAGUACUCGAUGGAUCAGAGGAGCGAGAAUACAAAUCCGUUCGCGGGGGCGAGGUUUGACGCACGUCGUAUGCCAUGGGAGACAUUUGAAGCAGAGUUAUGGACAAGGUUUGGUCCAACAGAUGGAAUAGAUUUUGAAGAAGCCCUGUGUCACAUACGCCAAAAAGGGACGCUAAUUGAAUACCAGAGAGAGUUUGAGCGCUUACAAAAUAAGAAGAAGCGCAGCUUGGCGUUGUGUUUCAGCUGCGACGAGAAGUACACUCCGGGCCACAAAUGUAAACAGCCGCAGUUGUUUAUCAUGGAGAGUGAGCAUGAUGAGGCGGAGGAAGAAAACGAUGAGGGAGAGGAGGACCUCCGGACACCGGAGAUUACUCGUCACGCAUUGUCAGGUUGGGAUACAUCGACCACUAUUCGACUACACACAAAAAUCAGAGGACAUGGAUUGGUUGCGCUUGUGGACAGUGGCUCGACACAUAAUUUUAUUGGGGAGAAAGUAGCUCACGGACUCAAAUUGAAGGAAACGGCGAUGAAACCCUUUGAUGUGCGAGUCGCGAAUGGGAGUCCUCUCCGUUGUCGUCGGAAGUAUGAGAACGUGUUGCUCAGGCAGGGAGAAGCAGAGUUCAGCGUCACGCUAUACGCUCUACCAUUGGUGGGCCUAGAUUCAGUGUUGGGUGUACAAUGGCUAGAGAGUCUUUGAAGAUGCAACCACUGAAGGAGU
Messenger RNA from Arabidopsis arenosa, 2732 nucleotides. NCBI's taxonomy places the organism in Eukaryota, Viridiplantae, Streptophyta, Magnoliopsida, Brassicales, Brassicaceae. The record is from the annotation of a GenBank genome assembly.